AUGGCUUCCGUUAAGCGUUUUUCCCCUACUGCCUACGCAGGCGAUGUCUUGGAGGCCAUCAAAGGCGAUGGAGCUGUCAUCAUCGAAGGCGCAGCCAGCGUCCAGACUGUCGACAAAGCCCUGUCCGAACUUGGCACCAUCUCUGACAGCCGGGUCUAUGGUCUCGCCGGCAAGAGUUCAACUUUCACCACCGAGAUGCUGAUGAAUCCUUUGUACAUCGAACUCACCAAACGUCUCCUUACUGAUACCUGUGUCAUCUACUACGAAAAGGAGAGAACGGUCUCCACUGCCGAGCCGCAGGUCUCGAUGACUACAGCUCUGACUGCGCAACCCGGCCUUCCGGGAUGGGGUCUCCGCCGUCAAGAUGAGUGCCACCACACCAAGCAUCCCGCAAAGCGCGAGACGGACUUCGGCAUCGCGUUUGCCGCUACGGAUAUUACGAAGGAAAACGGGGCUAUCAGAGUGGUUUUGGGGUCCAAUAGAUGGAACGACAUUCGCGACCCUACGGACGAUGACGAGACGCUCGUAGAGCUUCGCAAGGGUGAUGCUCUUCUCUGCUUGGGGUCCGUUUACUAUGGUGUGACCUCGAACACUUCCUCGGCCCCGAGUGUUCUUCUUAGCGCCUUCUCCACUCCGGGCUGGUGUCGCCAGGAAGAGAACCAGUACUUGGCCAUUCCACUUGAAGUUCUUGAGACGUUUCCAGAAAGAAUCCAGAGAUUCCUCGGUUGGUACGUCAGCAGGCCCUACGGAGGAGCGGUUGAGCACAUGGAGCCCUUGGACUUCCUCAAGGCGAAGGGAGACUGGUCGAAGUACGUCCCUGUGGACCUAGUUUAG
This is a messenger RNA of Colletotrichum chrysophilum, 834 nucleotides long. RefSeq lists its product as uncharacterized. Bases 1 to 834 code for a protein of 277 amino acids. The transcript has 2 exons. Lineage: Eukaryota; Fungi; Ascomycota; Sordariomycetes; Glomerellales; Glomerellaceae. The record is from RefSeq and is a predicted model, not a curated record.